GUGUUAAGGACACACACAAGCUCCCUUUUUGUUCUCAUGGAUGAGUCCUGAUUUAACAUCAUAAUCUAGAUUAUCCUUCAAGCCAGACUACAAGCCUGUAGUCCAGAAUCCACGGUUCUGAAGUGCUGUAGUCAUCAUUUUUGAGGGCAGAUUUUCUCAGCUCUCAGUGUAAAGCUCAUCAAGUCUGUUUCUGUAGCUGGGUUGUGGUUGAUGUUUAAAGCAGAUCCUACAGGCACUGUGAGAAACUGAUGAAUGCACUGCAGCUCAGCGGGUCUGCCAUCACACGUACCUCAUGUCGUUCUUGGACUGCUCCUGUAUCUCCGCCCACUCUCAGGUCCAGCCAAUCAACUGUGAGGAUCAGUAUGAGGACAUCAGUGGGUCGUACCUGAGCAGCGAUGGUUCUUUUUUCGGAGUUGAUGAUGACCUCUCCGGCUUGUCUGCUGAUCCUGCAGACUAUCAGCUGCUCUCAGUCCUCGGGCGGGGCUUUAAUAACCUAAGCCAGGUGAGCAUGGCUCGUCACAGACCGUCGGGUCGACUAGUGGCAGUGAAAAACACCAAUCUGGAUGAGUGUACGGAGGAGGAACUGCUGCAGCUGAUGAAUGAGGCGCUGUUGUCCAGAUUGUUUCGCCACCCAAACCUGCUGACAUCCAGGUUGGUUUUCAGUUCCUGUUGCCAGCUGUGGGUGCUCUCUCCACUAAUGAGCUAUGGCUCUGCAGAUUCGUUACUCAGGUCGUUUUUCCCAGAUGGAAUGAGUGAAUCCCUGGUUGCGUAUCUGCUCUACGGGGUCCUCAACGCUCUGAAGUACCUGCACCACAUGGGCUACAUACACAGAGGUGUGAAGGCGAGUCACGUGCUGCUGUCAGCAGGGGGUCUUGUGUGUCUUUCCGGCCUGCAGUGUGUGUACAGCCUGAUGAGAGACGGGAGGAGGAUGGAAGUCGUGUUCGAUAUGCCGCAACACACACCCUCACUGCUGCCCUGGCUUAGCCCCGAGCUCCUGAGACAGGAUCUCCAUGGUUACGGAGUGAAGUCUGAUAUCUACAGUGUGGGUGUGUUGGCGUUAGAACUGGUCAGUGGAAGAGUUCCAUUCCAGGACCUGCCCCCCACCCUGAUGUUGCUGCAGAAGCUGCGUGGCUCUCUGAGCUGUAUGCUCGACGGCGCCCCCUACGCUCUGGGAGAUUUCAGUGCUCUGAAGGUGUCUCGCUCUGGAGUGGACUCGGGGAUCGGAGAGAGCGUCGCUGCAGGAAGUCUCACUCGCACUGCUACUGCAGAGAGACCGCAAAGCCCCGCCCCCAAAAACCACUCCGCCUCCUUACACAACCUGCUCCAGCUCUGCUUACAGCAGCAACCUGAACGCAGGCCAUCAGCAUCAACUCUCCUCACUCAUCCCUUCUUUAAACAGGUGAAGAAACACACCCCGGACUCGUUCCUCAGUCUGGUGUAUCCAGCCGUUCCUCUCUCCUGCCCCGUGGACAUUCCGCCGUCUCCCCCGCUGCUCCGCACUGACACACACACCAACACAAACCUUGAGCCUGCAGAUGGAGGAAAACCCGAACCUCGUGUUAACAGAACCUGUGAAGAAACACAAAGUCACUUGUAUACUGUUGAAGAACUGAAGACUGUGAUUGACUCCUUAUGGACUGAAGUCAUGUUUAUGUUUUUUAUGCUGUGAUGUAAACCGUAUGAGUCAUUAUAAUGGUUUAUAAAUAUAAUCAUACCCACUUUCUUAACAA
Neoarius graeffei (lesser salmon catfish) is the source of this 1730-nucleotide messenger RNA. It is a transcript of the gene stradb, whose product is annotated as STE20 related adaptor beta. The record is from RefSeq and is a predicted model, not a curated record. Bases 293 to 1669 code for a protein of 458 amino acids. Lineage: Eukaryota; Metazoa; Chordata; Actinopteri; Siluriformes; Ariidae. The transcript has 14 exons. Gene Ontology annotation, molecular function: ATP binding; protein kinase activity; protein serine/threonine kinase activator activity. Gene Ontology annotation, biological process: protein phosphorylation.